CGGGGGGGAUGACGGCCCAAGAGAAGAAGGCCCACGUGGAGGCACGAGGCACGUGGUCCAACCACGUGGACUUCAUCCUCUCCCUCGUGGGCAACUGCAUCGGCAUCGGCAACGUCUGGCGCUUCCCCUACCUCUGCUACAAGAACGGGGGAGGGGCGUUCCUCAUCCCCUACCUGCUCCCUAAGUCCCCCUCUUCCCCACAGGGGCGUUCCUCAUCCCCUACCUGCUCCCUAAGUCCCCCUCUUCCCCACAGGGGCGUUCCUCAUCCCCUACCUGUGGGGUGUCACCAGCUGGCCAUCUGUAAAUGUGGGGCUUGUCACCAGCUGGCCAUCUGUAAGAUGGGGUGUCACCAGCUGGCCAUCUGUAAAUGUGGGGCUUGUCACCAGCUGGCCAUCUGUAAGAUGGGGUGUCACCAGCUGGCCAUCUGUAAAGUCAGGUGGGUCAUGCUGAUCCGCUCCUACAGUCAGGUGGGUCAUGCUGAUCCGCUCCUACAGUCAGAGCUACCGUGGGGUAACUGCGACAACUGGUGGAACCAGGCGACGUGUGUGAACCCUUACGAGCGCGACAACCUGUCGUGCUGGACGGAGAUGUACAACAUGACCUACAACCAAACCUUCUGCGAGGUCCGCAACAUGUCCAGGGUUCUGGUCACCGACCUCACCGACCCCAUCAAGGAGUUCUGGGACCGCCGCGCCCUCCAGAUCUCCCCCGGCAUCGAGGAGCCCGGGACCAUCCGCUGGGAGCUGGCGCUCACCCUCCUGCUGGCGUGGGUCAUGUGCUACUUCUGCAUCUGGAAGGGCGUCAAGUGGACCGGCAAGGUGGUGUACUUCACGGCCCUCUUCCCCUACGUGCUGCUGUUCAUCCUCUUCAUCCGGGGAGUGACGCUGCCUGGGGCUGCCACAGGGAUCAAGUACUACCUCAUCCCUGACAUGAGCAAGCUGAAGAACAUCAGCGUGUGGAUGGAGGCGUGCUCGCAGGUGGGCUGGUCCUACGCUCUGGUGCUGGGUUCUCUCAUCGCCCUUGGUUCAUACAACAGGUUCUCCAACAACUGCUACAGGGAUUCCGUUCUGCUCUGCACCAUCAACUCCUCGACGUCCUUCUUCGCUGGCUUCGUCAUCUUCAGCGUCGUGGGCUUCAUGGCGGAGCAGCAGAAGAAACCCAUAUCCGAGGUGGCGGCCUCAGGGCCAGGUCUGGCGUUCCUGGCGUACCCCUCAGCGGUGCUGCAGCUGCCCGUGUCCCCGCUGUGGUCCGCCCUCUUCUUCCUCAUGUUCGUCAUGCUGGGACUCGACUCCCAGUUCUGCACGAUCGAGGGCUUCGUGACCGCCAUCGUGGACCAGUGGCCUAAGUACCUGCGCCGCAACAAGGAGGCCUUCAUCGCCGCAGUCUGCAUCAUCUCCUACCUGAUGGGGCUGACCUGCGUCACCCAGGGCGGCAUGUACGUGUUCCAACUGCUGGACUCAUACGCGGCAGCAGGCAUGUGCGUGAUUGGACUGAUGUGCAUGGAGUGCAUCGCGAUUGGCUGGUUCUUGGGGGUUGACCGCUGGAUGGAAAUGGUCAAGGAGAUGAUUGGCUACUACCCCUUCAUCUGGUGGAAGCUCUGUUGGAAAUACAUCACCCCCUUCGUCACCUUCACGGUGUUCAUGCUGAACCUUGUCAUGUGGACGAACCCGACGUACGUGUCGUACCAGUUCCCGACGUACAUCCACGUGAUCGGGUGGCUGAUCGCCCUCACCACGCUGCUCAGCCCGCCCAUCUACGCCUUCUACCUCUACCACGUCACGCCCUCCACCGGCACCUGGAAGGAGCGGAUCGCUGCUCUCGCCCGGCCCGACAUCGACUGGGAGGCUAUCAAGAACCAUCACCGCGACCACGAACCCGUCGAGAGCCCGUAGUCUGCCUGUCGAGAGCUCGUAGUCUGCCUGUCGAGAGCUCGUAGUCUGCCUGUCGAGAGCUCGUAGUCUGCCUGUCGAGAGCUCGUAGUCUGCCCGUCAUGCAGCCCGUUACUUUCAAAGUCUUAGGGCCCCUUCUUCCGAUAGUUCAACGGUCCUGCCAGUCAUACUAUCCGUUUCUUUAAAAGUCCUACGGCCCUCUUCUCCCGAUGGUCCAAUUAUCCUGUCAGUCACACUAUCUGUUCCCUUCAAAGUCCAACCGUUCAUUUCAUCCGAUAGAAGAAUUUAAGGCAAAUAGCAAGUUUAUGCAAAACAUGGCAAUUUUAUCAGCACUUCAACCUUGUGUUGAUUUUUCUAAUAUCAGGAAACGUUUCUUUUAGAAUUUGUGGGAUGAUCAUUGACAGGCUCUAACUUCCUUCAUUUUCCUGAAGGACUCCAUGUGGACCUCAUGUUCACAACCCCUCCUCAGGGUCCCUUUCUCGUUAAACCACUUUCUACUCCCAUAGUGUGCGGACAGAAGGUUGGAAUUCCUCUUUAUGAACACUCUGCGUUAAUCACCUUUUCAGCAUCACCACCGAAAUCACCACACGGUUGAAGUUGUAUUGAUGGUAUCACGCUACUUGCCCGAGUAGAUCCAACCAGUAUAUUAUUCUCUUUGUUGAAUAUUAUUCAAAUUCGCCAUUUUUAGAUAAAGUGUUCAUUAAAAAAAUAAUUUAUAAUGAUGUCCAUAAAAAAUCUUGUUAUCUAUUUAAGUCGACACAACUACAAAAAUAGAAUGUGGGUUUCUUUUAUUGUUGAUGUUGUUUUCUAGGCACAAAAGUUUUACAAAUGCGAGCAGCUAGCAAUUUUUUAAUGAACCCCAGUUUCUGCCAAUUUACACCCUGCACCACCCAAACAAAGGGGAAUCUUCAUCUCACGGAAUUCACCUCAAGAUGAUCACUCUGGGGCUCAAUCCUCUCUCGUUUUGACUUAUCCCCCUCACGUUGGGAUUAAAACCCCUCACGUUGGGACUAAACCCUCUAGUGAACCCCGCGAGUGAGAAUGAACGUGCCCCAUGUUCCUUAAGUUAUGGGUGAACUCCCCCCGUGAAUCCUACUUGUGGGUUAACACUUCCCCCGUGAACCUUAAGGUUUAACUCUUCCCCAUGUGAACCCUACUUGAGAGUUAACACUUCCCCAGUGAACCUUGAGGUUUAACACUUCCCCUUGAACCCUACUUGAGGGUUAACACAUGAUGUUAAAUACGUGAAACACUCAUUAAUUGCUGACUAAAUAAAGAUUAUUUGUCGAACUAUUUACGAACUUCAUUUAGCAUUUAAGAUACUUGACACGAGACGUCCACCUGACGAGGUAGAAUUUAAUCUACACGAGUAGAUUGUCUUCGAGAGUGGUAGAAUUCACGGCCCAACUCGAGCGGUUAACGGUCCAGUUUUGGAGUAAAGUUGUAAAGUGUACACAUUCUAAAGUAGAUUGACUGCCUUUCUUAGUAGAUUGUCAACCAAGCGUUUUACUUUCUCCUUUUUUGAAAUAGCUUGCACAUCUUGCGUGGUAGAUCGUUCACCUUUCAUGGGAAAUUGUCUACUUCUGGAGUUAUAGAUAGUCGACUAUUCAGAGUAAAUUGUCACCUUCUCUAACAGAUUGUCCAUCUUAUGUGGUAGAUUGCCCGCUUUGCUGAGUAGAUUGCAAAUCUUACAUGGUAGAUAAUCCCCUUCUAGCUGUAAAUUGUCCACCUUUUUUAUUCGAUCUAUCUUCCGUAGAUUGGUCCCAUUCAGUAUAUUGUCUACCUGCCAUAGAUUUUCUACCAGCAUACAUAUAUUCUACCUUCUACCUAUCUACCAGCAUACAUAUUAUACCUUCCUCCUUCAAAAGCUUAUAUGGACAUAGGAUUAAAAUUUAUUUUUCUCUGCAUUGGAACAUAAGAGAAGCUACAAAUUUACAGCAAAGUUUAAGAAUACAACAUUUUUGUAUGUAUGAAUUGUUGAGUUGAAUUUUACGAGUUAAAAUGUUUACCGAAGUAUAAUUAAAAAUUCAUGAUGGAUUAUUUGGCAAUCGUUGAGGUGUUUAAGUUAAUCGUUAAAUGAAUAGCUUAAUUAGCAAUUAAGUUUGGGCUUAACAGGCGCCAUGUUUAAUAUAGGAUUGAACUUAGGGAAGUUUAAACUUAGGGAAGUUUGAACUUAGGGAAGUUUGAACUUAGGGAAGUUUGAACUUGGGGAAGUUUGAACUUAUGGAAAGUUGAACUUAGGGAAGGUUGAACUUAUGGAAGGAUGAACUUAGGGAAGGUUGAACGUAUGGAAGGUUGAAUGUAGGGAAGGUUGAAUGUAGGGAAGGUUGAAUGUAGGGAAGGUUGAACUGAGGGAAGUUUGAACUUAGGAAAGUUUGAACUUAGGAAAGUUUGAACUUGGGGGAGUUUGACUUAGGGAAGUUUGAACUUAGGGGAGUUUGAACUUUCGGAGAGUUUGAGCUUAGGGAAGUUUGAACACAGGCACGUUUGAGCUUAGUGAAGUUUGAACUUAUGGAAGGUUGAACUGAGGAAAGGUUAAACUUAGGGAAGGUUGAACUGAGGGAAAGUUGAACUUAGGAAAGGUUGAACUUAGGAAAGUUUGAACUUAGGGAAGUCUGAAAUUAGGGACGUUUGAACUUAGUUGAGGUUGAACUUAGGGAAGUUUGAACUUAAUUUUUUAGGCUGAGAAUUGUUUUUUUUUUGCAGCAACUCUGCGUUUUGAGAUACACAAACGAACAACGAA
Molecule: messenger RNA, 4632 nt
Organism: Hyalella azteca
Lineage: Eukaryota; Metazoa; Arthropoda; Malacostraca; Amphipoda; Hyalellidae
Product: sodium- and chloride-dependent GABA transporter 1
Exons: 13
Coding region: 9-1892 (627 amino acids)
Biological process (GO): sodium ion transmembrane transport
Cellular component (GO): membrane
Source: RefSeq, a predicted model, not a curated record